This is a messenger RNA of Syngnathus acus (greater pipefish), 3162 nucleotides long. RefSeq names its product XK related 5b (gene xkr5b). The record is from RefSeq and is a predicted model, not a curated record. Lineage: Eukaryota; Metazoa; Chordata; Actinopteri; Syngnathiformes; Syngnathidae. Gene Ontology annotation, cellular component: plasma membrane. Gene Ontology annotation, biological process: engulfment of apoptotic cell; apoptotic process involved in development; phosphatidylserine exposure on apoptotic cell surface. The coding region runs from base 106 to 2349 and encodes 747 amino acids. The transcript has 13 exons.
UCCAUCUCUCUCUGCCGGGACCAAAAAGACUGUGGGCCGCCAACCCGCAACCAGGUCUAGUCUGGCUGUUCCGGAGCACAGUGUGUGUGUCUGUGGGAGUCCGCCAUGAGGGACUACUCAGGUCCUGCCAGCCACGGAGGCUCUUGUGUGGCCUGCUGCCAAGUUUGUGUCUUCUUCUUCACUGCAGUCCUUAUUGUCGCGGAGAGGGCAGCGCUGAUUUACUGCUUUGUGUACUAUCUGUGGGUGGGUCACAACUACUGCUAUGCCCAUCUGGCUGGAUUCACCGCACUCUUCUUGCUACCAGGUUGGGGUCCACAGUGGCUCAGCUACUUGUGGUACCUCUCAGAUGGAAAAAUCCGCAGAAAGUCUCUCACCUGGACUCACGUACUGCACUUGGGUAUUUUCAAAAGGUUGUGGGAGUGCAUGCAUCUUUCAGACAUGGACGUGUAUGGCGAGAUCAUGCAGCAGGCCGACGUGUCUGCCUUGCGCCUGUUGGAGGCCUUGGUGGUCACUCUCCCCGAAACACUGCUCCAUACCUACGUGCUCAUCUGCACUGAUAUAGGCAUCAAAUCACCAGCAUCAGUGUGUUUUGCCGUGUGUUUGUUAUCUCUGGCCUGGGCGUUGGUCCUGUACGCCCGGGCAUGUCAUCUCAUCAGACCAGGACACCUGCAAAUGACCCCUGCAUCCAUCUUUUGUCGACUCCUGUGGAGGGUCAGUAUGUUGGGGUCUCGAUUCGGCGUACUCAUGCUUUUCACACGGGUCUUCAAACAGUGGAUUCUUGGCGUUAUAGGUGUGCACUGGUUGGGGACAACAGUUUGGAUGGUUUCUCAGCAGACUGACAUUAUCCGUUCAACUAGUCGAUGGAGACUCUUCAAUCUGAUUCUUGGAGCCAUUCAUAUAUUCUUUUUCCUCAACGUGAAGUACGGCCCGUCACGCUUCCGAAUGGCUGGCUUCUAUCUGGUAAUGUUUUUAGAGAACAUUUUCCUCCUGCUGGCCUCGUCCUGGUUGUUCAGCAUGGUGUCAUGGGAUACGGUGGCCAUCCCAGCCGCGGUCCUCUGCAGCUUCCUUAUCGGUGUAAUCUCGUUGGUGCUAUACUAUCGCUUCCUCCACCCCAAAUCCUUUGAGAUCUUCCAGAGCAUUCGCCGUCGGGGGAUCAGCGGCGCCUGCAUGGAGACUGGAUCCAUACUUUCGUUGGAGGAGAAAGUCACUCCUACUUUCCAUCGCCAUGCAACACUGUCUGGAGGCGGAACCCUUAUGGAGCUCCCGCUCCAGUGGGAGGGCUGGAGGCAUCAUCACUGGCUGCUGAUUCGACUGGCUUUGAAGACAGGGGACGUGCCCAAAAUCUGGUCGCUCUACGGAGAAGGCGGUCUGGCUGGACUCAUGGGUCUGUGUGAAGAGAUUCACUAUGGCAAUGAACCUCGUCGUGUACCGCAGGCUCCACGUGUCCCACCUCAGGUUCUUCAGAAGCUACAACCAGCUCCUCAACCACCCCCACCUCAGGUGAUCCCAGCUCCACAGGAGAGAGAGGUGGCACCGCCACCAAAGCCAGCUCUUACCAAUGUCAUAGCCAGACCUGUGAGGAAAGCUCCUCCCACAACCAUCCACGAUAUUAAACUAGUUCCAGAGAUCAUCCCAGUGCACGAGGCCAUUCUUGAAGAGGUCACAGAGGAUUUCAGUGCUCCACACUCAGAGGAUAGAGGUGAGGAAGAGUUUCAAAGUGCGAUUUAUGGCUCACCUACCCUUUCAUCACCUCCCCCACCGGGAAGCCUGCGCCACAUCGACAGUAAUGCUGGCACCUUGACCGAGAAGUCGUCCUCAGCCGCUUCUCUGGAUAUCAAGACCCCCGGCUGGUCACCCGAACGUCGCUCCCCUCUCCUGAUCAGCUCCCCAGAGAAGAAAGCAUCCACGCCGUUAGAUCCAAACCUUACCUCCUAUUUUAGUGUAGAUGCACCCUCUCCCUCCACUGGAAGCUACCUGGGCUGGGGGUCUGAGCUGUCCCCCAUCUCCACCUACCGAAGCCCCUACCGCAUCAGGGAGGCUCGUUUCGUCCCAUCUCCCCCGCGUCCGGAAUCUCGAGCUGGGACAGUGAGUCCAAGUCUGGCCCCUGUUGUUAUCAUCCCUGCUACGCCCGGCACGACUCCACGCGCGACCCCGAGUGGGACCCCUGGUUCCAUUACACCCGCGGCCUCCACGCCCACCGCCUCCACGCCUGCUGCGUCCACUCCAGGUGCUGCAACCCCUGCGAGUGCUACUACACCCAGCACCCCGAUUGUGCCACUCACACCAGUCAUCUCCCACGCCAGAAAACAAAUGGUCCAGUUGGUGGACAGCAGAGAGAGGGCGGUGUAAGAAAGAUGAAAUCAACAGCAUUCACUGACCAUUAGGUACACCUGCAAUGGAUGUUUCACAAAUUCUAGUAUUUUGGUAACCUUAUUUGUACAUUAUUUAUAUAUUAUUAUUAGUUUUUUACCUGCUUGGCAUGUUUCAGCCACUUCCUGUAGCCUUCCUCAGAAGCAUCAAAACAUGUUAAGCAGGUAAACAAACUCGCCUCUCUCUUACUAAAAGAAAGUAUCUAAGUAAUUUACCAAGUGAAGAAAGUAUGAACAUUCACCAAAGACAUAGUUUGUGACCCAUGGACCUCUUCGUUGUUAAAUCUGGCCCACUGAGAUGAUCAAAAUCCCGGUAAUAUUUGUUCCAUCAAUUUAGCCCUUGUCACCUAAAAUUGAUUACAUAAUGUUUUUAUUUCAUCACUUCAUUAAAUAAAUGGUAAAAUGAUUUAUUAUAGAUAAUACAAUUCAAAAUUGUAUGAAAUCAUUUUACACGAAGGUUUACCGACCCGUGGUUAACACUAUGGUGGGAGGUGUACCUAAUGUAGUGACUGCACAGGAUUUUGUGAAGGAAAAAAAACACAAUUUGAAGCAUGCCUUCUCCCUGCUCAUUACUUGUACACAGAAAAUGUGCAGACAGUUUCUUUGAACUGGUAGGCGUAAUCCGAACUGAAACAAAACAACACGUUUAUUUUUCCGAUCAAAAAUACCAAGUGGAAGAUCUCCCUGCUGAUAAAAACGUAUUUACGCUUUCAAGCAGGUUACCAAAAAAAAAAAAAAAACUCAUUUGCAUUAUGGUGACAUUUGAGAUUUGUUUUCUCGAAGUAAGAAAUCA